GUUCAAUUUUUAUUGGUACAUAAGACUGCUACAUGAAUCAUGAUUUUGAACUCUUAUCAAAAUUCUAGUUCUUCUUCUAUGUAUUAGAACUUGUGAGGGGCUGGUGUGGAAGAAGAGAAGAGGAGGAACGUCGGAGAAGGAGAUGGUGAUGGAAACGGAGAUGAAGACCCACCACCACUUACCGGAUUCAUUAGAUGAUACAACGGCGGAGAAUAUAAAGACGACGGUGGUGAUCGUGAAGACGAGAACAACGAUGAAGAAGAGAAGCGAAACAAAACGGAAGAAGAAGUACAAUUUGGUGUCGUUUUGGGAAUCGCCAGAUUACCUGAGAGAUAAUGAGUAUAUAUUGAAUUAUUAUAGAGUGGAUUGGCCUCUCAAAGAGUCCUUCUUUAGCAUCUUCAGUUGGCACAACGAGACCCUCAACGUUUGGACGCAUCUGUUAGGGUUUCUUCUCUUCUUGGUGUUGACGAUUGUAAAUUCAAGGCCGCUGCCACAAUUAGCUGAUUUCCUUUGCAAACUCAACAGGUCUUAUCCGAUAAACACUGCGGCGAUAAGCAAUUCCAGUGAUUCCAAAAAUUUCUUGCCCGGAGUAACAACACUCAGUGACUUUGAAAACUUGACAGUGGCAAGAUGGCCUUUCUUCGUCUUCUUAGGUGGUUCCAUGUUCUGUCUCCUCUCUAGCAGUAUUUGCCAUCUCUUCCUUUGUCACUCUCAACGCUUGAAUCUCCUGUUACUACGACUUGAUUACAUAGGCAUCACGGUCAUGAUCAUCACCUCCUUCUUCCCUCCAAUUUACUACACCUUCCAAUGUGAUUCACAAUGGCUAUUCUUCUACCUCACAGGGAUCACAGUCUUAGGUAUUCUCACUGUUGUGACAUUGCUCUCACCGGUGUUAAUUACCGGUCCGUUUAGGCCGUUGCGAGCUUUGCUCUUCUCCUCCAUGGUUCUAUUUGGGAUUUUCCCAGCUGCCCAUGCUUUGGUUCUCCACUGGAAUGAACCUCGCCACUUCAUAGCACUAGUUUAUGAAGCAGCCAUGGCAUUGUUUUAUGGGAUAGGUACAUUGUUUUAUGUUACCCGGAUUCCUGAGAGGUGGAAACCGGGCAUGUUUGACAUUGUUGGCCAAAGUCAUCAGAUGUUUCAUGUUUUUGUGAUUAUGGGUGCCUUAGCCCAUUAUGGUGCAGCGCUUCUAUUUAUCCAAUGGCGUAAUAUUUUAGGGUGUGAUUAAAAUGUAUGGAUUCUUGUACUUGUUCAUAUAUAGAUUGAUUUAUUUUUCAACAUCAUUUUAUUAUUGUAACAAUGAUUUCUCUCAAAAGUGAGAGGACUUCUUGUAUCAUAUAUUAAUGAUUAUUAGUGAACUUUAGUGUGAGA
This is a messenger RNA of Macadamia integrifolia, 1368 nucleotides long. RefSeq names its product heptahelical transmembrane protein 1-like. The record is from RefSeq and is a predicted model, not a curated record. Lineage: Eukaryota; Viridiplantae; Streptophyta; Magnoliopsida; Proteales; Proteaceae. The transcript has 4 exons. The coding region runs from base 143 to 1225 and encodes 360 amino acids. Gene Ontology annotation, cellular component: membrane. Gene Ontology annotation, molecular function: signaling receptor activity. Gene Ontology annotation, biological process: response to hormone.